ACUGGGCCGCACCGCGCAGCCGAACAUAAGGAGUCCGGCUUGGGACGGUUCUGACUCCGGUCCACCGCACAGUCAGACACCGGAACCGCUCAGGAGGACCGGGAAACGCGUCCUGGGGGUUGUCCGGGUCUCACGCGCAUGUGUAGGUGUUGGCACGAGAACUGUUUGUUUCCGUUCUUGGGCAGAAAUGAGGUCGUUUUAAGAUGAAAUUAAACAUGGCGGUUGGACGGAUGUUAGCUAUGGUUAGCUUAGCUCCUGAGUUAACUACGUCAGCUGAGCCGAACUUCAUUUAAAAAAACAACAAUUUAGGUUUUCUUGUAAGUUUACACUGAAAAACACAGAUAGGAUUUAAAUCGGGUUUCCCAUCGGUAGGUAACAGGAUUCGGGAUAAUUCGUCUCUACUUUCAUCAUGUCUUUAAACUAUUAUAAUUAAAAUAAAGUAUAGAAUCAACUCUAUGUUGGCGCAUAAAUAGACCGUCUUCAGAUGAAGAAGUUUUUUUUAAGGUUUCAAAACUACGCUGAAUUAAAUAAUGCUUAGAGAUGGACGAAUUUUUUAUAUAAACAAGUAAAUAAGAUUAUGAGCCGUUUGGAGAGAUGAAGGUUCGUUAGUUUUCAGUCUCUGCGUCGUGCUUUGUUCCACUGGGCGGGGCUCCGGGUGGCGCUGUCCGGACAUCCGGUGCUGAAACGGUCCAGGUUACUUUGUCACGGCUCGACAUGAUCCGGGAUAAAUUCUGAUUCAGAUUUCAGGCUGAAGAAGAACCAUGAAAGAGGAAACAUUCCUGCUGCUGCUCCUUCACAGCCUUGAAGCUGUGGCGGCGUCUCAGUGCUGGCGGGGGACCACCUUCUCCGAGGCGGUGGUGUCUCCGGCCGUCGACAGCAGCGGGAUCGUGCGGGUUCCUGGCGUGGCUUCUCUGCCGCAGUGCGUGGCGGCGUGCUGCGACCUGCCCGGCUACGACCUGGCCUGGCUGUUUAAGGGCCGCUGCUACGUCCUGAGCUGCCAGCAGAGAGAGAACUGCCGGCCCCAGGAGAGGCCCGGGGCCGACUCGGUUCUGGCUUUCCUGCGCCGGCCAUCCCCGCAGACCCUGGUUCUGCAGUCACUGGUGAGAGGAAAGCCAUAUGGGGCCCGCUGGGAGCCCCUCACCCAGUCCUCGGAGGCGGGAACUGACCUGGAAGCUCUGAAGGAUCUAGCCUUGUUUGACAGGCCUCAGCCGGGCUUCUCGGACCCCGGGGUUCAGGAUGUGGAGUAUUCAGAGGGAAGCCAGGAAGAGAUAGGCGGUGCUGGUUCAGAGGUGGACUCAACCAGAGACGGCUUCAACCACUCAGAGGCAAAAGAUGGUCCAGAAAGAGGGCCAACCCAGACCAGCAGGGCCCAGAUUACACUGUCCUCUGAUGGGCCCCAGAGCUGGGAAGACGAGGACGGAACCAGUAGACCAGCUGGUGCUGAUGCUGCAAAGAAAACUACUCUAAUCAGCAUCACAUCGACAUCACCGAUGCCAAGCGCUGACUCCGCCCACCAUAUGAGGUCAUCAGCUCCGCCUGCUGAUGAGACCAUCGCCGCCAUGGCGACGACAGGUCGGCCCCUGACGUUUUCACUGGGAAACCCUGUAGAGCCGACGCUGCCCACAGAAAAGCAGGACGUCACCAUUGAAGACACCAGAGUUCCAGACAGUAUUCCAGAUCUGAACCUUCUCCCUGCAGACACAUCAGAGAUGCUCCAGGCUCCGCCCCCCACCGCCCACUCCGUGACCUCUGACCCCACCAGAACCCCCUCAGCUGUCAGUGUUGCUGUGACCCCCCCACCUGCUGCAGAUGUCAGAGGGUCAAACCGUGGUCCACUGGCCGUCGUGGGUCCUGACAGGAGGCUGUUUCUCCCUCUGAGCAGUGUAGUGCUCAACGGCAGCGGCAGCAGCGACGACGGCGGCAUCAGCAGCUACAGCUGGGAGCUGGUGAGCGGACCUCCUGGGCUGAAGCUGGAGCAUGCAGAUCAGGCUGUAGCCAUGGCGACAGGGGUGCAGGUGGGGCGCUACACCUUCAGACUGACGGUGUGGGACCAGGAGGGGGCGUCGGACAGUGCCCUGCUGACUGUCAGGAUCCAGGAAGCCAGAAGUCUUCCUCCGGUCGCUCACGCUAGUGGCAGCCACACUCUGACGCUGCCCAACAACUCCCUGGUCCUCAGAGGCUCCGUGACCAACGGAGACAUGGCCCAGGUCCAUUACCGGUGGACCAGAGACAGACAGAGUCCUGCAGCUGGGGUGGUUCUCUACGGCUCCGAGUCCCAGGCCUGUCUCUACCUGGCCGACCUGGUUGAAGGUACCUACCUGUUCCAGCUGAGGGUGACCGAUGCCCAGGGCCGCUCCAGCUCCGCCACAGCAACAGUGGAGGUCCAACCAGAGCCUGGCGGGGAUGAGCAGGUGGAGCUGGAGAUGCUGGUGUCGGUGUCUCAGGUGAGUGUGGCUCAGAGGGACAUGCUGGUCCGACAGCUCGCUGCUCUGAUCCACGUCCUGGAAAGCGAUGUCCAAGUCCGGGUGCUGCAGGGACGCUCACACCUCAGCACUGUGUUGCGGUUUGCUAUUCAGGGCCCCUCAGGGCCCUUCUCUGGCUCCAGGUUGGUGGGUCUGCUCAGGAACCAACUGCUCCGAGAGAAGAGUGACUACCUGCUGUUCAGAGUCCUGAGAGUCGACACCAUCGUCUGUCAGCUCAGCUGUUCGGGGCGUGGUCAGUGUCAUCCAAUCACCAAGCAGUGCUCCUGUGACCCGUUCUGGACGGAGAACCUGAUUCGUCAUUACCUUGGAGACGGAGAAAGCAACUGUGAGUGGAGAGUCCUGUACGUCGUCCUGAGCAGCUUCAUCCUCAUGAUCUUCAUCCUCACGCUCAGCUGGACCUUCAUCUGCUGCUGCAGGAGGAGGCAGCAGACCAAGAGCAGGAAGAAAACCAAAUACACCAUCCUGGACAACAUGGACGAGCAGGAGAGGGUGGAGCUUAGACCCAGAUUCAGUAUCAAACACCGCAGCACGGAGCACAACUCCAGCCUCAUGAUGUCUGAGUCGGAGCUGGACAGCGACCAGGACACUGUCUUCAGCCGGGACCGGCCCGUCCGCAGCAGGAACCGGAUCAGUGCCCAGGCCGCCCGCAACGGGAACGCCUUCGGAUGACGGGACGUCCUGCAGACCCACGUGGGAUCUCAGACGGAUGUCUUAGGUUAGCUUGGUGGAGGUUUGCCGCUCCACAAGCAGAACCUCAGAGAUGGACCGUAUGUUGUUUGACUGCUUCUCCAGAGACACAUCAGAAGAUGGUCUGGUGUCUGGGGAAGACCAGGAAGUUCUGAUUCAUCUUUUAUCGCAGACUGGCCUUUCAUUGGCUCUUAGCUAAUGACUCUUUAGCCCCUCCCAACAGUGCAGUCCGUUCAAGCACGGGUUGCCAUGUUUUGACCCCUAUGAGCGGGUCACUAGCAUCAGAACUUUGGUGCGGUCCAAACAAACAUGUUCAUGAUUCACUACUCAUCAGAACACCUUCAUCUGUGUGGAACUCCUGUUGGUUAAACAUCCAGAACCAACAUGGACCCAGACGUAGAUGGGUGGAUGUCCUGUCAAUAGAACACAUCAGAGCAGCCGUCCAUCAUA
Molecule: messenger RNA, 3620 nt
Organism: Melanotaenia boesemani (Boeseman's rainbowfish)
Lineage: Eukaryota; Metazoa; Chordata; Actinopteri; Atheriniformes; Melanotaeniidae
Product: KIAA0319 ortholog
Exons: 15
Coding region: 762-3152 (796 amino acids)
Cellular component (GO): cytoplasmic vesicle; plasma membrane
Source: RefSeq, a predicted model, not a curated record